This is a messenger RNA of Pisolithus orientalis, 237 nucleotides long. RefSeq lists its product as uncharacterized. Lineage: Eukaryota; Fungi; Basidiomycota; Agaricomycetes; Boletales; Pisolithaceae. The record is from RefSeq and is a predicted model, not a curated record. The transcript has a single exon. The coding region runs from base 1 to 237 and encodes 78 amino acids.
AUGGCAGCAGCAUCUGAGAUUUACUUAUCAUUUUUUCUAGUCUACAGGGUCAAUUGGCUCUGGAUGAGGGCACUGUGGGACAGAUGGAAGGAGGAGGUUCAGCUGUUGAAAUGCAAGCAGGAGUGGACUAAAAACUUCUUUGAAAACAAGGUAAGAUUUUGGACUGGCAGAAAGGCUGCCAUGUUGGAAAAGGGACAGGCUGGGCUGGCAUGCUAUGCCAGAUGUAUGGCGGAUUAG